CACCAGUCACCACCCAAAUUCCGGUUUUCAGUCACAAUGAGUGACCAAGUGAAGAAGGUCAUCAUCAACUCAAAGCUUACGACAGUGUCCAGCAGGCCAGUUGAGCCAGGGAAGACUCACCCGUUGAGCCCUCUCGACCUUGCCAUGUCUCUGCACACUCUGCACCUCAUCUUCUACUACGAGAAGUCACCUUUCAGGUUUUUUGACUUGGACCCCUGGAGGGUCUCCUUGUCGGAGGUUCUCUCCUUAUAUCCCCCUGUCACUGGCCGUCUGGCACGAAGUGAGGCAGGUGAAUGGGAAGUGAGAUGUAACGAUGCUGGGGUUCGGAUUUUGAGAGCUAAUGUUGGGGUACCAAUGGAUGAAUGGUUGAGAUCCGCUCAUGGGUCAGAAGAGAAAGAUUUGAUCGUUAGGGAGGAUAUGCCAGAGAAUCCAAGUACUUGGUCGCCUUUCCUAUUUCAGGUCAGUGAAUUUGAAGGGGGAGGAGUAGCCAUUGGACUGAGCUGCCCCCAUAUGCAAGCAGACAUAACCACUCUGGUGCUGAUCAUUAAAUCAUGGACAGAAGCUCAUCGCCAGCAGCCCAUUAGACAUCCACCGAUCUAUCCACGCGUACUCCAUGGUCGAGCUGUUCCAAGCACUAGUGUAACAUCAACUACUGCUUACCAUGCAGCCAAGUCAUCAUCAACUGGUUCACAAACCAGUUGCAAUGUGGAGAUGGUCACGGUCACCUUCAAGUUUUCUGAUUCAGUAAUCCGGCAAUGCCUGUUAGAAAUUCAAGAUCAGUGCCCCGAUGCCACUCCAUUUGAUAUGCUAGCCGCCCUCUUCUGGACUCGAGUUGCGCUUCUCAAGGCUCCAAAAGAUGAACAUAGCCAUAAAUACUCUCUUAAAGUGUCCAUAGACUUCAGAAGGCUGCUGAAAGAACCACUUCCUUAUGGGUAUUUUGGUAAUGCACUAUAUUUUUGUCUGCUAUCAUUAGGUGAAGAAGAUAUGUUUUCCUUCGGCGGGUUGGGCCACGUGGCAGGUCUUGUGCAUCGUCACGUGGCCGGGCUCGGGGAAGAGGAUUUUUUAUCAGUUGUGAACUGGCUUGAAUCACAGAAGGGUGCACCACCCUUCAGGAUGUAUGGUCCUGAACUUACCUGUGUUAGCUUGGAACAUAUGGUUAAUGGGGAUAAGUCCUUAAUGUAUUCUGCUGCUUUUGAGAGCAAUGCGAAGCCUUCCCAUGUAUCUUGCCAUGUAGGCAAUUUCGAAGGCGAAGGGCUGAUAAUGGUCAUGCCUUCGCCAGAAGAAGGGCUUGCACGGACAGUGAAGGUGACAUUGCCUGAUCAGGAGGGCAUUGCCAAGUUAUGUGAAGAUCAAGCUAUUUUGCACCUUAAGCCAACAAUGCUCUUCACUGGCAGGUUGUAGAAUUUGUUUUCAUAUAUUGAAAGUGUGCCGAAGACCAAGUCCAAUAAGUUUGUUAGCAGGGCCCUGUUAAAGUGGAGUGUACCGACCUUUUGAUAUCUGAUGAAGCCAUGUUUUUAAUAGGAAAGUUAUUGUUCUUUGUGUUCUGCUGUCGGAGAAUAACUCGUUAUACGGUGCGUCAAUUUCUCAUCUGUUUAUUCUAUUUUCUUUCUUGUAGUUGUUGUGUUUUCAAUAUUCAGCAUCCAUUGCCUAUUUAAAAAAAAUUUAUUCAGCAA
This is a messenger RNA of Rubroshorea leprosula, 1673 nucleotides long. The record is from the annotation of a GenBank genome assembly. NCBI's taxonomy places the organism in Eukaryota, Viridiplantae, Streptophyta, Magnoliopsida, Malvales, Dipterocarpaceae.